Metschnikowia bicuspidata var. bicuspidata NRRL YB-4993 is the source of this 700-nucleotide messenger RNA. RefSeq lists its product as uncharacterized. The record is from RefSeq and is a predicted model, not a curated record. NCBI's taxonomy places the organism in Eukaryota, Fungi, Ascomycota, Pichiomycetes, Serinales, Metschnikowiaceae. Bases 119 to 589 code for a protein of 156 amino acids. The transcript has a single exon.
AUGGAAAUAUGGCAGCGCGGCCCAGUGGGAAGAUGCGAUGAAGAGCGGGGGCCGCAGGGUCACGUGUGUGUUCUGCCGGUCUGCAGUGCCGGGCGGUGCUAUAUAAAUACGGACGAAGAUGCUUUUGGAAAUCCGUGAGGAAUUCCGCAGGUUGAAGAGAAGAACGGUUGUUUCGGGGAAAGAAGUAGGUAGUUACCGUCGGGUCGCGCCGCGGCCCAAGUGCACUGUGGCGCCAGGCGCGGCCCUAGGAAAUAGAGUCGGCCCUGUCUGUUGCAGCUCCGGCUGCGCCAGUUCCUGCCUAUGUCCCAGAAAGGGUGUCGAAGAACGACAUGUUUCGUGCAAAUCAGGGGAGAACUUUGAACAGAAAUUUCGGCCUCAAGCGUUCCGGCAGCGAGGCUGUUUAAAACCCCUUUUUUUUCUGUCAUGGGUGGAAAAUGGCGGGACUGUUUUGGUGCUAGAGCUCGGCACAUCCACGCUCGCGCGCAUCCGCUGCGACGCGGUGCGAAUGGGUGCGAAAUCGUGGGGCCGACCUUUUGCCAUAGAAAGACACAACAAGCGUGUCAUUGGGAUCGCAGCUGAGCACUUGUGAUGUGGGUGGAUAAUUAAGGGUGUGGGUCAGGAAUCGCAUUUCUGGGGACCCCAGAAGCCCGUGUGUGGAGAAAAACGAAAAUCUGGAGUUAUGUGAGCGGGGUUUGAAGGG